ACCCGGCAAGAUGGCGGCGCCCGCGUCGCCCUUGGUUACUGCUCGCUGCUUGCUCCGGGCAGGGGCCCGGCGCCCUCCAGCCCGCCCGUUGCUGGCCCGCGCCGCCGCCUCGCCGAGAGCAUACACAGUUUAUGCUGCUGAGAAAGUAGCUCCUAAAACUCUAUCAGAUGCGAACGCUAAAGCCUUGCUGGUUUGCAAUGGACCAUUGGAACACUAUGACUUUCUGAUCAAAGAAGAAGAUCUGAGGAGUGAUGAACAGCAAUGGCAAGUUGUACGGUCUUUGCAGAAGUUACAUGAGAGCUUAAAAGGCUACAGUAUUAGUUCAAAAAACCUUCUAUCAAAGCUGUUUGCAAAAAGAAAACCUCCAAAAGGCCUUUAUGUCUAUGGAGAUGUUGGCACAGGAAAGACAAUGGUGAUGGACAUAUUUUAUUCUCAUCUGGAGGUAGAGAGGAAAAAGAGAGUCCAUUUUCAUGGCUUCAUGCUAGAUGUACACAAAAGGAUACACCGCCUUAAACAGAGCUUGCCAAAAAGAAAACCAGGACUUAUGGCCAAAUCAUAUGACCCAAUAGCCCCAGUAGCUGAGGAAAUAAGUGAAGAAGCUUGUCUCUUAUGUUUUGAUGAAUUUCAGGUCACUGACAUCGCUGAUGCCAUGAUUCUGAAACAGCUUUUUGAAAAUCUGUUCCAGAAUGGGGUGGUUGUUGUGGCAACAUCCAACAGGCCACCGGAAGACCUCUAUAAAAAUGGGCUUCAGAGAGCCAACUUUGUACCAUUUAUUGCUGUUUUGAAGAAAUAUUGCAACACAGUCCAACUUGAUUCCGGAAUAGACUACCGGAAACGGGUGCUUCCUGGAGCAGGGAAGCUUUACUACCUCACAAGUGAAGCUGAUGUGGAGGCUGUCAUGGAUAAGUUGUUUGAUGAGCUGGCUCAGAAACAAAAUGAUUUAACUAGACCAAGGAUUCUAAAAGUGCAAGGCAGAGAGCUGAGGCUGAAUAAAGCAUGUGGAACCAUUGCAGACUUCACAUUUGAAGAGCUGUGUGACAGACCACUUGGAGCCAGUGACUAUUUGGAAGUAUCUGACAAUUUUGAUACGGUCUUUGUUCGCAACAUACCACUAUUGACAAUGGCACAAAGGACUCAAGCUCGCCGCUUUAUUACUCUUAUUGAUACAUUUUAUGAGCACAAGGUUCGUAUUAUUUGUUCUGCAUCCAUGCCUCUCCAAAGCGUGUUUCUGCAAGAAUACCAUGAUGGUGGGCUGGAGGAAAGUAGGGUAUUGAUGGAUGACUUGGGGUUGAGCCAGGAUUCAGCUGAAGGACUUUCCAUGUUUACAGGAGAGGAAGAAAUCUUUGCAUUUCAACGUACCAUCUCACGGCUUACAGAAAUGCAGACUGAGCAGUACUGGAAAGAUGGAGACAGAAGCAAGAAACAUUCAAUAAAGUAAUUUAAAGAUGUACAAAUCACCGCAAAACACAAAAUAUAGCAUUCAAAGAGGAGAAACUGUAAUAGAAUUGGAAGGAUUUUUUAACAUAAAUUAACUGAUUAUUAUUGCACUUUAUUCCUUGGACCACAAUUUUUCCAUCUCCAGUUUUUAUGUUUAAGAUCUAAAGGCUCAGCAAGUUGUUUUUUUUUUGUUUUUUGUUUUUUUUAAAGCAUCAACUUGUGGGGCUUUUAUGUUUCAGCAUCUUUCUCCAGUAUAGUAUGUACUUAGUAUUCAAGAAGGUAAACUGGAUCAAGAUCCUUCUUAAGUCUGCAGAGCAAGCCAGGGCUCACAGUAGAUAUAUGAUGUAUCCACACUCGGUGCUUGUGACUCUGUGCACUAAUUUUGUUAUUUAGAAGACAAUUUUGUUAUUUGUUAUUUAGAAGACAGUUUUCACAAAAGAAAGAUCAAAGCUGCAUAGAUCUAAUCUACUUGUACUUCAUAUGAUGCUCCCUCUCACAAAUUAGUCAGCCAGUGACGUUCUAGAACUAUGGGGUAAUAAAUCUUAAUUCUAACAUGUAACUAGCUCCUGAACUCCAGAUAUCUAUUCUGCUGCAAGGAUAUACCUCAGUGAUUCUGAUCCUUUUCUCAGGUGUACGUACACACCAUUUUUAUCUGUGUUGUCUUGCUGUCUGAAAGCUAAAGGGCCUGAUUCUGCGAAGGGAGCUCCAGUAGGAAUGAGGGUACUUAGCACCUCAGAAAUUGGAGGCCCAGGUAAAGAAGUGUGCUAAGAGAAAAUAUAUUAGGGACAGAAUAAAUAUAAUAGAAAAGUGGACACUCUCCUUUUUGGGUUUUUUUGACUGUCCACCUGAGCUCAAGAAAGAAGAGUGCUUCUCUACUGUGAUCUGGGUGCUUCUGCCAGAAGGUAGUAGUAGAUCAGUUUUUCUAAGCCACUCAUUCUUUGUAGCUUAAAGUUUGUAAGGUCUCUUCCAUACUUCACUUUCCCUUAGCUUGGUACUCAUUUUUAAAAACAGUUUUGGUAACAUAGUUAUAUUGAUCAGUGGAGGAUGUGGGCAUAAUCCCAAUACUGUAAUCAUGCCCUCUAAGCUUAGUUGCAUUUUUAGGAUGAGGUUUCCUUUAGUUUAAAAAAAAACACAUUGAGUAUUUUCAACUGGAUUUUAACUAUGUUAUGCACUAUCUGUCCUGGCUGACACAAUAUUUCUGUCAGAAACCAGUUUAAAAAUAUGCUGCAAAAUAAUUUAUUUGGACAGGGAAAAUAUAUUACAUACAGAACUUAA
Molecule: messenger RNA, 2712 nt
Organism: Alligator mississippiensis (American alligator)
Lineage: Eukaryota; Metazoa; Chordata; Crocodylia; Alligatoridae
Gene: AFG1L
Product: AFG1 like ATPase
Exons: 13
Coding region: 11-1438 (475 amino acids)
Cellular component (GO): cytoplasm; mitochondrion
Molecular function (GO): ATP binding; ATP hydrolysis activity
Source: RefSeq, a predicted model, not a curated record